UCGGCUAUAUAUACAUACAAGUUGAGCAAUAACAAGUGCAAGCAUUGUACCACCACAUUUCAUCAAAUUAAGCAUCCAAACUAAACAGUAGUUAUGGCUUUUCUUGCAGUAACUUCUCUAAUGAGAACUUUAGAGUUUCAGUUCCUACACCCCCAACCACGAGUCACUCUUUCAAACAAAGAGCAGAUUAAGUGUCUUCAUGAAAAACUUGGCUGUCUGCUAGUUUUUCUUGAAAAAUUUGAGAAGAGUGGCGACCAAUUUUUGGAGAUGAGAGAAGUCACAGAAAAAAUUAUAGAUGUGACUGUCAAGGCCGACGAUGACAUUGAAGCGGAUCUGUUGAAGGUUCAUUCUCAUCGGCACAAACUUGAUGAAACUUUGCAGCGCGUAGUAGAUGACGUUGAAGAGCUGAUGCGGAUUACAUCGAACACCAGAGACCUUGUCAACAGUAAUCUCACGGAUGGAGGCUCCUCACAACAUACCUCGCAUGUGGAUGUGGUCCACGAGGAGGCCGAUGCAAUGGUAGGACGCUCAGAAGAGCUGAAUGAGGUAACCAGUCAGCUCCUCCGUAGCACAAUUAAAACACGCCUAGUAAUCUCAGUUGUGGGCAUGGGCGGCAUCGGGAAGACAACUUUUGCUAAAAGAAUUUAUGAAGAUCCUACAGUCAAAUCUCAUUUUGAUAAACGUGGUUGGACAACCAUGUCUCUCGAGCAUAACAAAGGGCAAGCGAUCCUUGACCUUUGUCGUUGCGUCUAUCCACCAAGCAGUGCCUUCAACAAGGAUCUAGAAAACCAUCUACGCAGAAGUUUAUUGGGCCAUAGGUACCUUAUUAUUGUGGACGACAUAUGGACUACUGAAGCUUGGGAUGAUAUCCACAGAUGUUUUCCUGAUGAAAAUAAUGGGAGCAGAAUAUUGUUGACCACUCGGGCUAGAGAGAUAGCCCAGUAUGCAGGCUCUGGUGAGUAUUCUUAUAACAUGAGUAUCUUAAAGGAAGAUGAAGCUUGGGGUUUAUUUUAUCAGAAGUUUUUGCAUAAAGAAGUACUUGAGAAAGUUUCAUUUAAAGAAAUCGCUAUGAAAAUUGUUCAAAAAUGUCAAGGUUUACCACUCACAGUUGUGGUGAUAGCAGGACUUCUAUCUAGAACGGAUGAGUUAAUAGAUGAAUGGGAAAAUGUUGAAAGAAGAUUAAAUUCUCUAGUGGCUUUAGACCUUUAUGAGCAACUUUCAAAAAUAUUCACUUUGAGUUACAAUCACUUGCCUAGUCAUUUGAAAGGUUGCUUCUUGUAUUUAGGAGUUUUUCAUGAAGAUAGUGAGAUUCCAGUUAAAAAGCUUAUUAGGUUAUGGAUUGCUGAGGGAUUUGUAGAGACAAUGAGUCAUAGAAAGAGGCUAGAAGAAGUAGGUAGAAAUUAUUUGCAAGAUCUUAUUGAUAGAAGUUUAGUUAUGGUUAAUGAGAGAAGCUUUGAUGGCAAAAUCAAGACCUGUCGGAUGCAUGAUCUGCUACAUGAGUUGUGCACGAGCAAGGCUAAAAAUGAGAACCUUUUGAAACUUGAAACUACCGGUAGCAGGCAUAGGUUUGAUCGCUUUGUUCGAUUAAAUGAUCGUUGGUUAAGUCUUAAAGUAGUAAAUCCAGAUUUUCAUUUUUCCAUUUCUUCCAAGAAAUUGCGUUCCAUUUUAUGUUUUAAUAGCUCUGGUAGGGAAUGGUAUUUGCUAGCCACAUCUUUUAAGAAGUUAAGAGUGUUAGACUUGAGCAAGAUUAACUUCAGGUCCGGUGUGCCUCGAGAUAUUACAGAUCUUGUUUUCCUAAGGUACCUAGCAUUAGCCUCAAGUAUGCUUCUAAACCAUAUACCUUUGGACAAGAAUUGGAAUCUACAGACACUAAUCAUCAGUGGAGAAGAUGAUGACGAUGCCCACGAGCUGCUGCCUCAUGGAAUUUGGAAUAAUUUGCAACAACUAAGGCAUCUUGAAAUCAACCACAAGCUGCAGGUUUCUAUUGAUCUUCUAAAAGUUCAAGAAAACAUGCACACACUUUAUUGGUUGUCUAUCUCACAGUGCACAGCUGAAGUGUUUAAGAGAAUCCCGAAUGUUAAAGAGUUGGGAAUAGUUGCAGGAGAACACGACGAAGUGUUGCCACAAGGUUUAAAUAACCUGUGUUGUUUAAAUUAUCUUGAGAAGCUAAGAGUUGAUGGCUCUGACCACCCUUUACACUUGCCUCCACAGCCACAGGGUCAUAUUUUCCCAAAAAACCUUAAGGAGUUGACAUUUUCGAGUACCUGCAUACCAUGGAGCGACAUGAGUAUUAUUAGUAUGCUACCUAAUCUGGAGGUGCUUAAACUCAAGAACUCCGCCUGCACGGGACAGGUGUGGGAACUAAUUGAGGAUCGUGGCUUCCCUCAGUUAAAAGUUCUGAUCAUUUCUCUCACAGAUUUGAAGGAGUGGAAGGCAUACGUGGACUCUUCUUUCCCGAAACUCGAGCGCUUAAAACUAAAAAAGUGCUUCGAGUUGAAACAGAUGCCAGAUUGUUUUGAAGGUAGCCUGACACUCCAAUUAAUUAAGUUGGUGUAUUGCUCUGCUUCCCUUGUUUGUUCUGCUAACCACAUUAAAGAGGAGCAACUUAACAUCGGGAAUGAUAUAUUUGAUGUUCUUGCCUUCCAUACUCAACCAGACUAUCACCAUGUUGAUCCUCUAAGUAUAGAAGAAGGUUCUAGUGAAUAAACUUGUAGAGAUCAAAAGAAACCUGAGUAUCCCCAUACUUUAAUGGUCUUGGAUGACAAAACGCAGAUCCCCUCCCUGGAAAGGCAAGUAGCAAUCCAAGGAGGCAGAAGCUAGGGAAGUUCUAAAAUGGAUGAAGGAACUAAACUUGGACAGAAUUCAAGCAGAGAUGGACGCUCUUCAAGUUCUUCAGAUCCUACAUCUACCGCAUUUAGACUGUCCGACCUUUUGAUCUCAUCAUUAUUAAUGACAUUUCUGGAAUAGCUGUAAAUUUUCAAAGCUUAAUUUUAGCUUUUGUUUGUUAAGCGAUUUGCGAUAUGCAUGGUUGCCCAUUUGCUUACUAGGAAGCCAUAUUGAAGUUAGGUUGUGUUGUUCUUGAUUUUCCUCCUCUCCCUGUUGAGGAUAUGAUGUACUGGUUUAUGAUCUAAAUUAAUGUUACGACUGCUUUUUUUUUUUUCCAAAAAAAA
Molecule: messenger RNA, 3170 nt
Organism: Ipomoea triloba (trilobed morning glory)
Lineage: Eukaryota; Viridiplantae; Streptophyta; Magnoliopsida; Solanales; Convolvulaceae
Product: putative late blight resistance protein homolog R1B-17
Exons: 3
Coding region: 94-2706 (870 amino acids)
Biological process (GO): defense response to other organism
Molecular function (GO): ADP binding
Source: RefSeq, a predicted model, not a curated record